Molecule: messenger RNA, 461 nt
Organism: Meleagris gallopavo (turkey)
Lineage: Eukaryota; Metazoa; Chordata; Aves; Galliformes; Phasianidae
Source: RefSeq, a predicted model, not a curated record
GAACCAUGACGACCUCAGGAAAAGAGAAUUUCCGACUGAAGAGCUACAAGAACAAAUCUCUGAAUCCUGACGAAAUGCGUCGCAGGCGAGAGGAGGAGGGUCUUCAGCUGCGUAAGCAAAAGAGAGAGGAGCAGUUAUUUAAACGCCGAAAUGUUGCAACAGCUGAAGAAGAAGCGGAGGAGGAAGUGAUGUCUGAUGGUGGCUUCCAUGAGGCUCAAAUGAACAACAUGGAAAUGACUUCUAGUGCUGUUAUCACCUCUGAUAUGAUCGAGAUGAUUUUCUCUAAUAGUCCAGAACAGCAGCUAUCAGCUACUCAGAAAUUCCGAAAGCUUCUUUCUAAAGAACCAAAUCCUCCAAUAGACGAAGUCAUAAGCACACCAGGCGUGGUGGCAAGAUUUGUGGAGUUCCUCAAACGGAAAGAAAACUGUACAUUACAGGUAUACAAAUAUAAGUAUAUCUAG